CCGGACGUUGCAUUACGACAGUCUCCCUCUUUUACGGCACAAGGCUUCACGGCAACCGAGGCUGCUGGCAGGGCGUUUGUUUCUCUUGUUGCUCCGCGACGGUCACUUGCUCGCCGGUUUGACUCCGCAGGGUUGAGGCACUCGAGAGCGGGGUCUAGAGGAAAGACUACUUUACCUUUGCUGAAGUCUACACAUCAUGGACACAGAACAGCCUAUGGAGGCCCAGCCACAGGUUCCUGAAAACCCUCAUGCAGAAUAUGGUCUAACAGAGAAUGUAGAGCGAAUAGUGGAAAAUGAGAAGGCAAAUGCAGAGAAAACAUCAAAGCAGAAAGUGGAUCUUCAGGCAUUGCCUACACGUGCCUACCUGGAUCAAACAGUAGUGCCUAUCCUACUACAAGGACUUGCGGUGCUUGCAAAGGACAGACCACCAAAUCCUAUUGAAUAUCUGGCAGCAUUUCUGUUAAAAAAUAAGGCACAGUUUGAGGACCGAAAUUGAUUUCAUCCAAAGAAGACCAUUUGCUUGUUCAGCAUAUAUGCUAAAUAAACAUGAAUCAUUGAUCGGUGUAUAAAUCCUACAGAACCAAAAUCCUCAUUUGCUUGUCAUUCCUUGAGCCUUUUCUUGUAUUAUUUAAUAAAGUAUUACGUUUUAUAA
This is a messenger RNA of Anolis sagrei ordinatus, 652 nucleotides long. It is a transcript of the gene DPY30, whose product is annotated as dpy-30 histone methyltransferase complex regulatory subunit. The record is from RefSeq and is a predicted model, not a curated record. Gene Ontology annotation, cellular component: Set1C/COMPASS complex. NCBI's taxonomy places the organism in Eukaryota, Metazoa, Chordata, Lepidosauria, Squamata, Anolidae.